This is a messenger RNA of Apus apus (common swift), 1289 nucleotides long. It is a transcript of the gene YIPF1, whose product is annotated as Yip1 domain family member 1. The coding region runs from base 65 to 985 and encodes 306 amino acids. Gene Ontology annotation, molecular function: small GTPase binding. The record is from RefSeq and is a predicted model, not a curated record. Gene Ontology annotation, biological process: vesicle-mediated transport. Gene Ontology annotation, cellular component: membrane; Golgi apparatus. The transcript is spliced from 9 exons. Lineage: Eukaryota; Metazoa; Chordata; Aves; Apodiformes; Apodidae.
GCGGGGCGGGGGGCGCGGGAGCCGGGCCGGGGCCUCGGGGGCGGCCCCUGGAGCCAGCGGGCGGAUGGCGGCCGCGGAUGACCUCAAAUUCCAAGAAUUUGACGAUGCAGCUAAUUUGCUUGCAGCAAAUCCUGAUGCUACCACCAUAAGCAUCGACGAGCCGGCUGAAAUCCCCAAAAAUCAGCACAGCCGUCUGCAAGAAGCAGGGAGAGAGGAGGAUGACGAGUUGCUGGGGACCGAUGACUCCGAUAAGACAGAGCUGCUUGCAGGACAGAAGAAAAGUGCCCCUUUCUGGACAUUUGAGUACUAUCAGACGUUCUUCGACGUGGACACGUACCAGGUCCUGGACAGAAUCAAAGGUUCAGUUUUCCCAGUACCAGGGAAGAACUUUGUAAGGCUGUAUAUCCGCAGCAAUCCUGACCUUUAUGGUCCUUUCUGGAUAUGUGCCACGCUCGUCUUUACCAUUGCUGUCAGUGGCAAUCUCUCAAAUUUCUUCAUCCAUCUGGGCAAGCCAACGUACCACUAUGUGCCCGAGUUCAGAAAAGUGUCCAUAGCAGCAACAACGAUUUAUGCCUAUGCUUGGCUUGUUCCCCUUGCUCUCUGGGGAUUCCUGAUGUGGAGGAACAGUAGAGUCAUGAACAUUGUCUCCUACUCGUUCCUGGAGAUAGUGUGUGUCUAUGGCUACUCCCUCUUCAUUUACAUUCCCACAGCGAUUUUAUGGAUCAUACCAGAAAAAGUGGUGCGCUGGGUCCUGAUGAUCUUCUCCCUGGGCCUCUCGGGGUCUGUUCUGGUGAUGACCUUCUGGCCUGCUGUCCGUGAUGACAACCGGAGGAUUGCGCUGGCCACCGUGGGGACCAUUGUUCUGCUUCAUGCUCUGCUGGCUGUCGGCUGUUUGGCAUACUUUUUUGAUGCUCCUGAACUGGAUUUUCCUGCACCUAUUAUCCCUGCUCACAAUAAAACAACAGUAACAACAAGGAGUCACUAAAUAAGGUUACACUGCCCGUUUCUCCAUCUGUACAGUCAUUUUAUUUUACAUUUUGUCACUGAAGACCACGGGACGUGCAAGAACAGGGGAUGUUUGUUUGGGAAAAAGCAACAACCCAGGCAGAGAUGUCCCGUGGAUUUACAGACAUCCUACCAGAGACUGACUGGUUGGUUCCAUAAGGAGAGUGAACUGCUCUUAGUUCUGUACAGCAGGGUUGGUUUGUUUUUUGGUUUAUUUGUUUUUUUUUUUUAAAUCCUCACUCCCCCCCUGCUCUUUUCCCUCUGAAUAAAGUUUCCUGAAGGUG